AUGGCAGUAAGUUUUACCACUGUUAGCAUUGCCUUCCACCAUAUAGUCGCACCCCUGUUCAGUUUCACCAUUGUUGUCGUCCACGCCAUCGACUUCAUUGCUGUCCAUAUCGAGUUAUCGAUCUGGGUGGUCUUUUCCUACUUUUGUCUAUUAUUCCACUGCCUUAAAGUAUACAUGGGCAUGAUUGGGAGGGAACCCGUAAUUCUUCAGAGACAAUCAUUGUGCCCCAACUGUGAUGGAGGUUUCGUUCAGGAGCUUGACGAUAUGUUGAGCACGACUACUGAAAAUCUUGAUCAAAGGCCGAGGUUUAUGGAAGCUGUGUCGAAUUUUCUCAGACAACAAAGGACUGUUAGAAGCAACUUGACUGUCGGCAGAGGGAGAUCUGAAGGGGGUCCUCUGAAUGGUAACUCAUGGAAUUCGCUCCUAGUUUUUAGUGGUGAUAUGCCAGUUAGGUUGCCUGGGAGUGGUGGGCUCUUAGAGUUUCUUAAUGAUGCUCUUGGAUUUAGACGAGACAAUGGUGGCGACUAUUUUAUUGGUCCUGGAGUGGAAGAGUUUUUCGAGCACAUUACGAGCAACAAUCAAAAUGUUCCUCCUCCAGCUUCAAGAUCCUUCAUUGAUGCUCUACCAACAAUGAAGAUUACAAAAAAGUAUGUCCGUUCUGAUUCAACCUGCGCUGUUUGUAAAGAAAAAUUCGAAUUGGGUUCACAAGUGACAAAGCUACCAUGCAAACAUCUAUACCACUUGGAUUGCAUUGUUCCGUGGCUACAACAACGCAGUUCAUGCCCAGUUUGUCGCCAGGAGCUAACUCCUCAGCAAUUAAGCAACGAGUGCAAUAAUUACCGUUCUAGAGAACAAAAUAGGAGCUGGAGUAGGAGAUUUGGUAGUCGAGAGGACGGAACUGAGAAUCCAGGCAGGAGGAGGAGAUGGUCUUUCUUGUGGCCUUUUGGAUCGUCUCACUCCAGCUCUAGCCAUAAUGGAACAGCCGAACCUAGUUCAGUCGUCUACCCGUGA
Molecule: messenger RNA, 1011 nt
Organism: Fraxinus pennsylvanica
Lineage: Eukaryota; Viridiplantae; Streptophyta; Magnoliopsida; Lamiales; Oleaceae
Source: the annotation of a GenBank genome assembly